GCCAUUCGCGCUCUCACAUUCCACGGGUCAGCUGAGCCGCGCACACAUCGCGGCACUCAGACGAUCGGUUCCAUAGCAUUCGAUGAUGGCAUCGGGUACAGGCCUGGUAGCGCUGCAAUUUACUGAGCCGGAGAGGCGACCACAACCUCAAAAGCAGAGCAGUGGCUACUUCGAUGAGCAUUUUGAGCGCCUGAGGCCCUUCGGUCAAGGCGCUUUCGGAGAAGUUUGGUGCUGCAAGGAUCACUUGGAUCGUGAGCCCUGUGCGGUGAAGGCCGUGCGCUACAAGGGCGGCACAGGUGUUGAGAUGAGUGUCAUCCGGGAGGCUCAAAUCCUGGCGGGCAUGGAUCAUCCCAACAUCGUGCGUUGUGAUCACGCCUGGAUCCAGACCGACACCGUCGACGGUGACACCACCGCGGGCUCCACGCGUGCCUCCAGUUGGCCCUCUACACCCAUGACGCCCUUCGCGCUGGCGCCCCACUUCCACCGUGACGCGCCCAAUUCGGAACCGCCGCAUCUGAAGCUCACGGAAGGCGUCGCCACAGAGACGCUGAAUUUCACCUAUGAUGCGACGGAGAGCGAUCUGAUUUGUUUCGAGAUGCAAGAUGAGGAAGGUGUUUUCAGCUCUCCUCCGGAUCCGCAGUCUCCAAUUCGCACGGAUUUGGGGCGGAUCGUGGUUGGCCUUCCAUG
Durusdinium trenchii is the source of this 687-nucleotide messenger RNA. The record is from the annotation of a GenBank genome assembly. NCBI's taxonomy places the organism in Eukaryota, Dinophyceae, Suessiales, Symbiodiniaceae.